Molecule: messenger RNA, 5278 nt
Organism: Hypomesus transpacificus
Lineage: Eukaryota; Metazoa; Chordata; Actinopteri; Osmeriformes; Osmeridae
Gene: ipmkb
Product: inositol polyphosphate multikinase b
Exons: 6
Coding region: 689-2062 (457 amino acids)
Biological process (GO): inositol phosphate biosynthetic process
Cellular component (GO): cytoplasm; nucleus
Molecular function (GO): inositol tetrakisphosphate kinase activity; inositol-1,4,5-trisphosphate 3-kinase activity
Source: RefSeq, a predicted model, not a curated record
AGGCGCAGAUUCCUAGCUAGCUAGAAAGCAAGGUGUCAUGUUGAUUGCCGCCCAUACUGGAUAUGAUAAUCUCCAAAAUAGGAUUAUACAGAACUCGUCAAAGAUUUCCGAUGCGAACUGUUUUUCCAUCGUCGCAUUCUACUCUUCUUUUCUGAUUGAACGAGCUUUUACGUCGUCAGACAUAGAUAUGUGAUGUCAUGCAAUAUCAACCGAGCAAGCCAGCCUGCGGUGUGGAACGUGUAAUGUGGCGAGGUAGCUAAGAACCAGUACCAGAACCAGUUUAUGCAUAGAUUUUCAAAAUAGAUAAUUAAACUGUCUCGUUCAAAGAGGAUUAGUUUCGAAAACAAUUCGGAGGUCGUUUGCCAAUAUCGGUCUUGUGUCAUUAUAAAGGCAAUUUGGGGGAAUCGAGGAGUGUUUACGUCUCCCUCGCGAGGAAGUGGGAUGUGGCCAGCCUGUAUUUAUGCUGCCGUUCAAGAUAUGAAAAUCAUUGUAGCAGUGGUUUUGAAGCCUCGCUACAUAGUAAAUAAAACGGGAUACUCGGCACUGGACGAUAGCCCCUUUGAUAAAUUCGAUGACUACUCCUACAUCCUUCGAAAUUGUUCGGGGGUAUCUCUGAUUACAUAAUAUCAAUAUGUGAAUCUGACAGGCUACCUAUACAUUUUUUUGGAACACCAUUUAUUGAUCGCGAAUGUCAACUCAACAUCAGAUAAUGGACUCAUCUUUAGCUCUGGGAAGACUGGAACUGAACAGCCCCAUGGUCAAACGCGGAACUCGGCUCUCCGGCGGCCCGGUGAAGGAGAAGAGCGUCCAGCCGAGCUUGCAGGCUCACCUGAACGGAUGUGUGCCGCUUUCUCAUCAAGUGGCGGGUCAUAAGUAUGGCGUUGAUAAAGUUGGUAUAUUACAGCAUCCGGAUGGUACCGUACUGAAACAGCUGCAGCCCCCUCCUCGAGGCCCUCGGGAGAUGCAGUUCUACUGCAUGGUUUGUGAUGCAGAUUGUCGUGACCCGUGUCUUCUGGAACUUCAGAAACACCUACCCAAGUACUUUGGAACCUGGUCAUAUCCUGACACACCCAACGACCUAUACCUGAAGCUGGAGGACGUGACCAGGCGCUUCCACAAGCCCUGCAUCAUGGACGUGAAGAUCGGCCAGCGCAGCUACGACCCGUUCGCCUCGCAGGAGAAGCGCGAGCAGCAGGUCAGGAAGUACCCUCUCAUGGAGGAGAUCGGCUUCCUGGUCCUGGGCAUGAGGGUGUACAAGCUGGGCUCUGACAGUUAUGACUCAUAUGACCAGCACUACGGACGCGGCCUGGUGAAGGACACCAUCAGAGACGGUCUAUCUAAGUUCUUCCACAACGGGCUGGGUCUGAGGAGAGACGCUGUGUCGGCCAGUAUCCUGAAGGUUCAGAAGAUCCUCCAGUGGUUCGAGGAGCAGAGUCAGCUCACCUUCUAUGCCAGUUCGCUGCUCUUUGUCUACGAGGGCCUGCCCACCCCCAAUCCCAGCCCUGGGGGGCUCCUCCACCACCCCAGAUCCCCCCUGGAGAACAACGCCACCUCCUUAUUGGAUGCUGAUGGUGACGCCGACCAGGAAGAGGAAGUGGUGGAGUACAACAACAACGUCCAGGUCGGCGUGCCGCUGGACUACAGCCAGUCCACCACAUACGCCAUGCACAAGAAAGGGUGUCCCAAGGGCCAUCACCACGGCAAAGGGCCCACCGUCAACGCCUCUGCCGCCGUCGGCGACGAGGACAUCACAGCGCCCAACACCAUGGAGGACAACACCGCCUGGAAACGACCGGACGCCACGGAGCAGCCAAACGGCAACGGUUGUCAGGGGCAACUGGAAGGAGAGGGGGAGGAGGGGGUGGAACAGGGGGAGGGGGACGAGGGGUCAGCAUUGGAGGAGAAGGAGAAGGACAGCCUCAGCAGCAGUGUUAGUGGGGAGGUGGAGGUGAGGAUGAUCGACUUUGCCCACGUGUUCCCUUCCGACAGCCAGGACCAUGGAUACGUCUAUGGCCUCAGACACUUACUGAUGGUCCUCCAGCAGAUCCUGGACCAGCCCUAGACCCUCUCAUCCCUGAUGGUCUUUAAUGGUGCGUGUGUGUCCUUGAGUGUGUGUGUGUGUGUUGUACUGUAGUCUGUGAGUGUGCGGAUGACUUCCAGGCCACCUCCCUAAACCUAAUGUUCUGCACUAUAUGCACUAUCCAUGAAGGCAUUACAGUCCUGCUCUCUCCCUAGAGACCGUCUCUAGAUGGUCUCAGCCAUUCCUAAUUCAGUAUGCAGUAGAGAUGGUCUUGAGAUAUCUAUUUUCUACAGCAGCUCUGGAUAUGCAGAUGCUAAGAUUCGUAAAAUAACAACUUUUAAGUUUUGGAUUAUGGUUAAAAGGAUGGCGAGAUUAAGGUAAGAGUUAAAGCUUAAAUUGAUAGUCAAUCAUCUGUUGAGCCAUCUUUAGGCGGCGCUAUCAUGGCAUAAUGGCACGUUGUUUGUCUAUAGCUCUUCGAUGUGUGUGUGUGUAUUAGUUUGUUUUUAACCACUGUUGACAGGUAUCUAACUCAGGUAAACAACUGUAUUCAACACUCAGAGACAGAACCCUCUAACGUAAACUGUCAACCAGCCCACAAAUACUAUCUGCUAUGUUUUAUAGGAUUGAAUCAGUCUUUGUUUUAAAACCUUUUCAUUCCUUGUGGUUCCUUAAGGUUUCUGAUGGAGUCUUUUUUUUUAUUGAUCUCUUAACAUUAGCUAUAAUUAUAGGUGAAGUACUUUUUAAUGACGCUGUUAUUAUCAUGUAGUUCUAUAUUUUGCUGCCAAAUCACCUGCUCUUUGAGAAUCUGUGUUCUUACAGUGACAUUUGUGUGCGGUUCACCGAAGAUCAGUUUCUAGAAUGUCGCCCCCUCUGUCAUGUGACGUGUCUGUGUAAGGAUCCAGAGGGUCAUAGGAAAAUGCAAUAGGUUGUUGUGAUGACAAUGAAUUAAUCAAGCUGACCAGGCAGAAAUGGAGAGAGAGUUGAUGAGAUUGUUGGAGUGUCUGUUGGUCAGAAGAAUAGAAUGCCAAAGUCGCGUUUUUUUUGUAUUUAAUUUCUUUUAUCAGAGCGAAAGAUAGAAGGCUUUGUGGUUUCCAGGGUGAUUUGCCUUUCUUAAGCACUGGUCUGUGAUCAGCUGUCCUUUAUCCAGCACAACUCUUAACUAUGAGAGGGGAAAGCAUACAGCUGGCCUGAGACGAGUGCCCAGAGGUCGGCUUAACCUACGAGAGCACCAAGCCUUCCACCAUGAGGCCUAGAGGGAAUACUGGUGAAUACUGGUGAAUACUGGUCCACGUGUUGCUGUUGUCUUAACCCAGAACAUGCUUCCAAAGUUUCAUCUCCUUCCAACAUUGACUGUAUUUAGUUGCACAGAGCUGCUGUCCUCUCUGACUCUCCCUAAAUCUCAUUGAUCGCUAUACACGUGUUGUUUAUUUUCAUUUUAAUCAAACAUAUGCAUAUAUUGACCCUACUUUUUAUGUUGCUUGAAAGUAUGAUUUAUUGCAGUUGUAUCUGAUGAAAUCUUAAUUUGUUGCGAUGUAAAAUUACCUUGAUAUUUCUGUAUGAUUUUAAAGGUAUGUUGCACCCUAUAGAGUCUGCCGGUCUAAUCUAUGAAUUGGUUGAUUUGUGGCACAUCAGAAGCAAUCUCGAGGACCUUGGCAGUUAGAGAGAUGUUUACAGUUGAAAGAUGAGCAUUUGUGUUUCUCUGUCGUCACUGCCUUAUUUACUGUCACUCCAUUAGCCCCCUCUGAAAACAGUGUAUCACACAGGCAGCUUUGUGAGGAUACUCUCAACACGCCAACUCAACGUGUUGUCGUUGUGUUGUUGUAUCACACUCACAACAUCACCCAGCAGCUUCGGUGUUUCUCCACAGGGCAUUGUUUGUUUGUUUGUUUGUUUGUUUGAUUAGUAAGAACAAAUCUCUCAGUUAUUGAUUAGGAAGAGAAAAGGGCAUUGUUGAUUAUUAUGCAGCCCUCAACGACAUGGUAACAUUCCCACCUUGCCUCUGUGUCCUGUUCCACAUUCUGAUGGGGCUUGUUGAAUGUGGACGUGGAAUGUGUGAACCGUCCAGACCACAUUCUAAGGCAGGAGCCGGGUGGGCCGGCGUGAACGCAUAAGAACCACUAUGGUUGGAACAGGAGUGUGGGCUUGAGAACGGUCAACCGUGUCUUGUUGAAGAUUGAUUUUCAAGCUGGUCUACAAAGAAUUGAAAUCUCUUGUUUACAUUCUAUUGAUUCUAUUUGAUUCAUCGGGGUAAAAUGUGUCUUUGUAGUUGUCGUGUCAUGACGAUGCAUUAUGGCCAAGUAAUGAACACACGGCCCAUGUGAAGGCCAGGAACCUAACCAUGUUUGUUUUGUUUGCUGGAGUCUUCUAUUCUUACAUUUUUGUAUCAAUGAUGCACUGAAAACAAAUGAAUAAUAAAUGUAGAACAUAUAUUUUGAACCCUUUGCUGUGAACUAACCAAUGACUUACAGUGUGAGGGGCCCAGCGUCAUUCUUAGAGAACACCUCGCUAAAAUAUGGAUGGCCGAAAGGGUGUAUUAUUCAUAUUAGGUUAGACUGGAUUUGUAUCUGAUAAAUUGAGCCAAGCAGAAGAGUUUUCCUUAUUGUAUAUAGAAAAUACUUAAUUGAUAUACUAAAUUCUGCAACAAAUCACUUUAUUUUUUAUUUAGCAACAAACUGUAAAAGUUUAUCAGACGGUUUGAUUGAUGGAAUUGUUUGUCAGUGUGUUCUCCCAGUUUGUUCUUGUCGUUCAUGGGUUACCAGCAAACCUCUGGAGAGAGUUCCCGUCGUGCCUUUCUCCAGAUGGACUGGAAUAUGCCUUGCAGAACACAGGUGUGGGUCACAUGGUUUUUGAAGCCCUUUUGAGUUCUGGGCUUGACUGAUGGAAUCAAUGGAAUGUUGUGCAUGAUGACGGUAUAAAGCAUGUCCAUCUAGCACAUGCCCAUUGUGUUAUUUGAAAGGAGGAUUUCAAAACCUGUUUGAACCCAUGUCUGAAAUAGUUUUGUUUUUUUCUGAGUGGUGUCCAUGGUUUCUCCACUGUCAUCUUCCCCUCCCAGUGCUGACCUCGACAGGAACAGGAGAGGCAGAAGAGGAAGUGAUUUGAUCUACUGUGUCUCUCUCAUAUCGGAAUCAGAUUGAAAUGGACUAAUUACUACUAUUUUGUAAAUGACCUAUAUGUAAAUGUAUAAUAUGUAGACGGACCCAAUAAUGGCUGUAUAUUUGGCAGAUUAUUAUUACUAAUAAAACUAUUCCCAAUGACAAA